AUCCAGCAUGGCGUCCAAUGAUUCUCCUCCCAGUGAGAAUGAGGAGAAGGUGAAGAGGAGGAAGGAGGUGAGGAGGAAGGAGGUGAGGAGGAAGGAGGUGAGGAAGAAGGAGGUUCAGGUGGAGGACAUCGAGGAGUUAACGUCGGCCGGUCACAGAGCUCUGCAGGAGGGACGGAGCGCCGACGCCAUGAGCUGCUUCAACACUGCGCUGCAGGCUGCACAACAGCUAGAGGGCAGGCGGGUCCAGCGGGCCUGUUCCUUUAACCUCGGAGCUGCCUAUGUGGAGACCGGACAGCCACAGGAAGGUCUGGACUUCCUGCGGCAAGCUCAGCCCGGUCCAAGAGCCAACCGACUUCCAGACCUCCAGUUCAACCUGGGCUUGGCCCACAAUGCACUGGGGCAGGACAAAGAGGCUGCCAUCUACUUUCUGCAGGCGGCUCAGCUGUACAGGUCGCAGGGAGAUGGACGCAGCGAGGGCGACGCCUGCAUGGAGCUGAGCCGCUGCUACAGUCGAGUACAGGUCAGAACCAGAACUACAGUCAGAACCAGAGCUACA
Labrus bergylta (ballan wrasse) is the source of this 556-nucleotide messenger RNA. The record is from RefSeq and is a predicted model, not a curated record. Lineage: Eukaryota; Metazoa; Chordata; Actinopteri; Labriformes; Labridae.